UUGCGUCGUACCCCGUGAAAUAUCGCUUACAUAAUCACCAGCUUAUUUACCGAAAAAAAUAUCGAAAAAUUUGAACAGUUGUGAAGUAAUUGUAAGAAAAACAAUUCGAUUACCCCGGUAUUUGUCAAUUUGUUGACGUUUCUCGUGAUAUCUCAUUCUUCCAUUGCGGAAAAUAAUUUUUCGUAAUAAAAGUGACCUCUCAACCGUUUCAUCACUUGAUAUUUGUUUAUCAAGUGGAAACGUGAUUAGGAGUGCGCACUAUCGCUCGUUCGAACAAACAGCGGGUGCGCGUCUCGAGUUACUUAUAGCUAAUUGCAAUAUUUAGUCAGUGAACUUGUAAUAUUAACGCCACGUGGAGAACAUGGGAAUUCAGCGAUUUUACAAGAGCCCUGGGCUAUUGUCGGGACAGUUAACAAAUAAAAUAAAUGCUGUCACUCAGGUUUCCAAAUUUGUUAGUACUUUGGAGACGGAAUUGUGUUUUUAUGUGGAAAGCACCGGGGAAUUGUCGAAGGACGAGGGGAAUAUUCUCACGUGGAUACUUAGUCCGCCCUUUCAAUCCCAGAAUCUCAGAUCUUCGAAUUUUUCCAAACUAUCGGAUUACGAUUUAAUCAUCGAAAUUGGACCGAGAUUGAAUUUCUCUACUCCUUUCUCAACCAAUGCAGUAUCGAUUUGUAAAUCCGCUGGCCUUGAAAAUAUAACCAGACUAGAAGUAGCUACAAGAUAUCUCGUGAGAUGUAAUGGGAAAAUAGAUAAAAAAUGUGAAGAAGCUAUUGUGAGCCUUCUUCACGACAGAAUGACCCAGUGCCGAUACCUGAAGCCACUCCAAUCAUUUGAUCACGGGUUUAGGCCGGAGAGUUGGUUCGAUGUGAAUGUUUUGCGCGAUGGAAGAUCUGCCCUGGAAGAUGUCAAUUCAAGACUCGGUCUCGCCUUCGAUGACUGGGAUUUGGAUUUCUACACGAAUUUAUUCCGGGAUAAAUUGAAACGAAAUCCAACAAGUGUGGAGUGUUUCGAUCUGGCUCAAUCGAAUAGCGAGCACAGCCGCCACUGGUUCUUCAAAGGAAAGAUGUUUAUCGAUGGGAAAGAGGAGGAGAAAACUCUUUUUGAGCUGAUAACCGAUACCCAGAGUCAUUCCAACCAAAACAACGUGAUAAAAUUUGCCGACAACAGUAGCGCGAUCGAAGGUUUCGCCGUGGACACAUUAGUGCCAAAUGCAACAGACACCUGUAGUGUAUUGACCGUAGAGAUGCUGAAGAAACACCUGAUUUUCACCGCUGAGACCCACAAUUUUCCCACAGGAGUUGCUCCAUUCUCUGGUGCAACCACCGGUACUGGAGGUCGAAUCCGAGACAUUCAAGGGUGCGGCAGAGGCGGCUACUAUAUCGCAGGAACAGCUGGUUAUUCCGUUGGAAAUCUGCACAUUCCCGAUUAUCCCCUACCCUGGGAAAUUCCCGCAAACGAUAUUUAUCCUGACAACAUGGCAAGCCCCUUGGAGAUAAUAAUAGAAGCGAGCAACGGAGCAUCUGACUAUGGAAAUAAAUUUGGAGAGCCAGUUAUCUGUGGCUUUGCUCGGACUUUCGGCAUGACCGAUAAAAACGAGAGGAAAGAGUGGAUAAAACCAAUAAUGUUCAGCGGAGGAUUGGGAACAGUCGAUGGUGAUAUGAUCGAUAAAUUGAAACCGGAAAAGGGCAUGGAGGUUGUGAAAAUCGGUGGGCCAGUGUACAGGAUAGGUGUUGGUGGUGGUUCAGCAAGUUCAAUCGCAGUUCAGGGUGAUAACGCCUCAGAACUCGACUACGGUGCAGUCCAGAGGGGAGAUGCUGAGAUGGAGCAGAAGCUGAACCGUUUCGUUCGUGCGUGCACAGAAAUGGGUGAGAACAACCCCAUCAUGAGUAUUCACGAUCAAGGAGCUGGGGGCAAUGGAAAUGUCUUGAAGGAGAUCGUUGAGCCAGCAGGAGCUGUCAUAUUCACCAAGAACUUUGAACUCGGAGAUCCCAGCAUCAGCACCAUGGAACUGUGGGGCGCUGAAUACCAGGAGAACAACGCCAUUUUGUGUCAGAAAAAAGACAUAAAUCUGCUCAAGAGAAUUGCUGUACGUGAAAAGUGUCCCAUAAAUUUCGUAGGGACUGUCACAGGUUCUGGAAAAAUUGUCCUGUCAGAAGAGAAUAAUCCGGACCCUGAAAAAUACCUCGACACGACUAAAGAUUCCGCUGGGACGAGGCACCCCGUUGACCUCGACCUUGAGUUCAUACUUGGGAAAAUGCCCCAGAAGGUGUUCCAAAUGCAGCGAGAGAAACUCCAGAUGGAACCCCUGAUUCUCCCAACUGGUUUGACAGUCUAUGCUGCCCUGGAGAGAGUUCUACGACUGCCCUCGGUUGCCAGUAAGAGAUAUCUGACUAAUAAAGUUGACAGAUGUGUCACAGGACUGGUCGCUCAACAGCAGUGUGUGGGGCCUCUUCAUACUCCUCUGGCUGAUGUCGCUGUCACGGGAAUUUCCCAUUUCUCGAGCGCUGGUAUAGCCUCGUCGAUCGGUGAACAACCGAUCAAGGGAUUGGUAAAUGUUGCUGCUGGAGCACGAAUGACCGUCGCCGAGGCCAUCACCAAUAUUGUAUUUGCCAAGAUCAGUGACAUCAGGGAUAUCAAAUGCAGUGGGAACUGGAUGUGGCCUGCCAAACUCAGUGGCGAAGGCGCUGGAUUGUAUGACGCCUGUCGUGCAAUGUGUCAAUUGAUGAAGCAACUGGGAGUUGCUAUCGACGGGGGCAAGGAUUCCCUAAGCAUGGCAGCUAGAGUCGGUGAUAAAAUCGUUAAAUCCCCAGGCACACUCGUUGUUUCCUGCUACGCACCCUGCCCCAACGUCACAGCUGUCGUAACUCCAGACAUAAAAUCUCCAGCCCUGGGCAAAACCGGAUCUCUGCUGUUCGUUGAUUUAUCUGAAGGUCAUAGUAGAAUUGGGGGUACAUCACUGGCUCAGGUGUACGGACAACUCGGUAAUUCAACACCUGACGUCGAAGACCCCCAGGUAAUUGUCAACGCUUUUCAGGCAACACAGACUUUAAUUGGCAAUAAAAAAAUCCUAGCUGGUCAUGAUGUCAGCGACGGUGGCCUCAUCACGUGCCUCCUGGAGAUGUCAUUCGCUGGAAUUUCAGGGAUGAAUGUCAAUAUCACACAUAAAUCCGGAAAUUAUAGUCCCGUUGAAGUUCUUUUCGCCGAAGAAGUCGGCUGGGUACUCGAAGUCGGUGAGAGCGACGUCAACGAGGUGGUGAGCAUUUUCGAGAAAUUCCACGCGCCCAUUUACAAAAUAGGGGUAUCCUGUGGUCUUGGAGUCGAUUCUGAUAUUAUCGUGUCUGUCAAUGGAAUUAAUCACCUCAAGUCAACGGUUCUUGCGAUGAUGUCUAUCUGGGAAGAAACGAGUUAUCAACUCGAAAGACGUCAGACUAAUAUCAAAUGCGCUGAGGAUGAGUUCAAUUCCCUGAAGAAUCGAAAGGUUCCGAAGUACAAGCUGCCAUUCAAUCCGGAUGGAUUGCCCUUGCCGCAGUCAUCGAUUCUCACAUCUAGAAUAAGAGUAGGCGUCGUUCGAGAGGAAGGAAUAAACGGUGACAGAGAAAUGGCAGCGGCUCUGACACUGGCUAACUUCGAAGUUUGGGACGUCACGAUGCAGGAUCUCCUGGGGGAUAAAAUUACUCUGGACAGAUUCAGAGGUAUCGUAUUUCCUGGUGGAUUCAGCUACGCCGAUGUUCUAGGUUCAGCAAGGGGUUGGGCAGCUUCUUUAUUAUUCCAACCUCGAGUUCGUCAGCAACUUGAUGCAUUCGUAGCUCGCCAGGACACAUUCAGCUUGGGAGUGUGCAACGGGUGCCAGCUGAUGAGUCUCCUGGGAUGGAUCAGCUCACCUAAUUCAUCGAAGAAUGAGCCCCACGUGGUGCUGGACCACAAUGCGUCGGAGAGAUUUGAAUGCCGAUGGUCGACAGUGAGGAUCGAGAAAUCCCCAGCACUUAUGCUCAAGGACAUGGAGGGCACCGUCAUGGGGGUGUGGGUGGCCCAUGGUGAAGGAAAAUUUACAUUCCGCAAUAAUGAGAUUCUUCGAGAACUCAGAGAAAACCAAUGUCUACCAAUAAAGUACGUCGAUGAUGACGGCGAACCCACGGAAAUUUAUCCAUUCAAUCCAAAUGGAAGUGUCGAGGGCAUUGCGGCCAUAUGCUCUUUAGAUGGAAGACAUUUGGCCUUGAUGCCACAUCCUGAGAGAUGCACUGAAAUGUGGCAGUGGCCCUACACUCCUCCUUCCUGGACCAAUACCACCUCACCUUGGUAUAAAAUAUUCAAUAAUGCCUUCAUGUGGUGCUGUAAUAAUUAGGCAUCAAUAUUUUUUAUACCUUUGGGCAAAUAAACACAAGUUUUUAAUU
This is a messenger RNA of Fopius arisanus, 4391 nucleotides long. RefSeq names its product phosphoribosylformylglycinamidine synthase (gene Pfas). Gene Ontology annotation, biological process: 'de novo' IMP biosynthetic process. NCBI's taxonomy places the organism in Eukaryota, Metazoa, Arthropoda, Insecta, Hymenoptera, Braconidae. The transcript has 4 exons. The record is from RefSeq and is a predicted model, not a curated record. Gene Ontology annotation, molecular function: phosphoribosylformylglycinamidine synthase activity. Bases 362 to 4342 code for a protein of 1326 amino acids.